AUGAAAAAAAAUUAUUCUGUAAUUGCUCGUCGCCGGCAAAAAGCACUUAUUUUAGGAAUUUGUUUUAUUGCUGACAGCAUUAUUACUUCUUAUUUAAAAACUCCACUUCAAAGACUAGCUAUCAAAAUCGAGGGAUCACACCUGGAAGAAAAAAAAAAAAGCAGUUUAAUGCGAGCUACCCAAGAAACUAAUGAACUUUUUAAGGAGACUUUGAAAAAAUUCGGCAUUUUAGUUAUUCCGGUGCUGAUUGCUAGCGUAAUCGAUACGGAAGGAGAAAUGCAAGUAUUUGCUCCGAAUGAUAAUGAAAAUACAAAACCCAUAGGAAGAGUAGUAAAAAUAGGAGGCGAGAAACGCAGACUAAAACCCGAUGAAUCUCCUUUUGCGGCAAGCAAACAUGGUCCAUAUCAACAAACUAAAAGGUUAAAUACUUACCAAAAAUACGCUCAAGAAUUGUUAGCCAAGCAAAAAGUUUAUUAUUGCUUUUGUAGCAAAGAAGAAUUAGCCCAGGAAAAAGCCGAUUUUUUAACCAAAAGCAAAAGAGUUAAUUAUCAAUACUCCCGUAAAUGCUUACAACUAGACAAAGAACAAAUUCAAAAUUUCCUUCAAGCCCAAAAAUCUUAUGUUUUGCGAUUAAAGGUUCCCCAAGAAAAGGAUUACACUUUCCAAGAUUUAGUUAGAGGAAAAAUCAUUUUCCAAGGAAAAGACAUUGAAGAUUUUGUCAUCUUUCGGCAUAAUGGCCUUCCUUUAUUGAAUUUUGCGGUAGUAAUUGACGACCAUUUAAUGGAAAUUAGUCAUGUUUUGCGUGGCGAAGAGCAUUUAUCAAAUACCGCCAAGCAAUUAGUUUUGUACGAAGCGGACCAGGAAACCAGUGAAUUUCAAAUGAUUUGCCAAUUACGCCAAAAGGGAUAUUUACCACAGGCGAUAACUAAUUACUUGCUUUUUUUAGGUUGGCAUCCUGGCGAAAGAGCAACCCAAGAAAUUUUUAACUUAAAAGAGGCUAGUGGAAGUUUUGAUUUAAAAAGUUUACAUUCCCGCGGAGCAGUAUUUGCUUUAGAAAAAUUGAAUUGGUAUAAUAAUUACUAUAUCCAGCAGUUAGACCAAGAGGAGUUUGCCGAACAAACUUGA
Molecule: messenger RNA, 1125 nt
Organism: Entrophospora sp. SA101
Lineage: Eukaryota; Fungi; Glomeromycota; Glomeromycetes; Entrophosporales; Entrophosporaceae
Source: the annotation of a GenBank genome assembly